This is a messenger RNA of Closterium sp. Naga37s-1, 1110 nucleotides long. NCBI's taxonomy places the organism in Eukaryota, Viridiplantae, Streptophyta, Zygnematophyceae, Desmidiales, Closteriaceae. The record is from the annotation of a GenBank genome assembly.
AUGCAGGUGCAAGGGCUCGGCGCGGUUCGUUCACAGGCAAUGCCUGGACCAAUGGCGGGCCACCAAGGAGGGGUUCGCCUUCUGCCACUGCUCCACGUGCAAGGCCCGCUUUCAACUGCGCGUGUGCCUGCCGCCCGACCUCAGAUGCCGCCAUCUCAAGUUCAGAUUCUUUGUCGCGAGGGAUAUUGUGCUCGUAACGCUGCUGGUGCAGAUGGCGUGCUGCUCUUCCUCGUGUCCCAACCAGGCGUGCUGCUCUUCCUCGUGUCCCAACCAGGCGUGCUGCUCUUCCUCGUGUCCCAACCAGGCGUGCUGCUCUUCCUCGUGUCCCAACCAGGCGUGCUGCUCUUCCUCGUGUCCCAACCAGGCGUGCUGCUCUUCCUCGUGUCCCAACCAGGCGUGCUGCUCUUCCUCGUGUCCCAACCAGGCGUGCUGCUCUUCCUCGUGUCCCAACCAGGCGUGCUGCUCUUCCUCGUGUCCCAACCAGGCGUGCUGCUCUUCCUCGUGUCCCAACCAGGCGUGCUGCUCUUCCUCGUGUCCCAACCAGGCGUGCUGCUCUUCCUCGUGUCCCAACCAGGCGUGCUGCUCUUCCUCGUGUCCCAACCAGGCGUGCUGCUCUUCCUCGUGUCCCAACCAGGCGUGCUGCUCUUCCUCGUGUCCCAACCAGGCGUGCUGCUCUUCCUCGUGUCCCAACCAGGCGUGCUGCUCUUCCUCGUGUCCCAACCAGGCGUGCUGCUCUUCCUCGUGUCCCAACCAGGCGUGCUGCUCUUCCUCGUGUCCCAACCAGGCGUGCUGCUCUUCCUCGUAUCUGCUGGUCUGCUCGGUGCCGUCAUGACGUGUGUUGAUCGCCGCUUUCGCAGCGACCUUGCAGCUCCCUGCAGGGACCUGGGCGCCUGCUGCUGCGACCCCCUACUCAUUGUGGUGGGCCUUGCUCCCUCACACGCAGCACUGGCAGCAGAUCGAGCGAUCUCAGCCGUUGAUUUCCACGUGGGCAAGAGGAGCCGCCUGGAGAUGGAGGCCACUGGCAAGAACAAACAGAGGGCAACACCUUUGGAUGCCAACUCAGCUCUCUGCAAGAUCGUAAUGGUGUUGCGUCAAGGGUCGGCUGAUUGA